Haliotis rubra (blacklip abalone) is the source of this 2550-nucleotide messenger RNA. RefSeq lists its product as uncharacterized. Lineage: Eukaryota; Metazoa; Mollusca; Gastropoda; Lepetellida; Haliotidae. The coding region runs from base 1544 to 2134 and encodes 196 amino acids. The record is from RefSeq and is a predicted model, not a curated record. The transcript is spliced from 6 exons.
CGAGUAAACUAAUAAUACUAUGUCAGUUUGACGUUGGUCUUUAUGCAUACACAUUAUCUAGGUCGGUGUCACACACUCAUGAAUAAUGUGAAUAAGCUGAGCCGGGUGUACAGAACGCCGACAGUGACAAGGUUAGGGACGGGUGGAGACGGUUCGCUGUGCUAGGGAUAUCUAACUUCUGGUUGACUGCGGUCUGUGGAAGGUAUCGUGCAUUAUGUUUAUACAAGAGGGCUCCGAAGGUACUUCGGUCUCAGUCUGUUCGAUAGAUUAGGAUGUCAUGCAGGCCAUGCCAAAAAGUUGGGAAACUGUACACAAAAACACAAGCCAAAGUACCGAAUGUACUGAUUCAACACUUGACCUAUUCUGACUUGAGGGGCAGAAGGAAACACAACCCUAAUGCAAAAACUGCACUCAGAAGGAUUCAAGUUUGUUUGUCAGCCCUUCGUAACACAUCCGGUGGCAAACUGAUCAUUCAUGUCAGUGGACAAGUUUACAGUGAUCAUUUCCUUGGCUAUUUCGAUGAGUUUCUUGAAGAAAGUCUGAACAAUUUGAUCUGUGAUGGACAACUAUUCAUUACAGCAUACGAGAGACACUGGCUGCGGGAAUUACCAACGUUUAAGAAUUUCAAAGACUUCAUCGUCAUAUCUGUUACUCAAACCAAAGGAGUGGCGACGGUUGAUUUCAAAACGAAAGUGUGUUCAGAUCUGAAAGUUGAACGUCCAUCAGCACUCAAUAUUCUGUCUAUUUUGAGUGACUCGCUCUCAUCUCGAGUGAAACCUGCAGAAUUGAGAGGUAUCGAACCAGUACCCUAUGAAAGUCGACAUGUGCAGCUAAAAACUUUCAAACCAAACGAAGAUGACAGGAAGAUUAUAGACAAAGAUCCCGAGAGAUUUGCAUACUAUGUGUGGGAUAAGCUUCGAUUUCGAGAAUAUCUGAGCUGUAUGACAAAAAUUGAAAGCGGGGGUUCUUAUUAUUUGGGCAUUACUGAAAAGAAGAAUACGUUCAAGACGUCUAGUGAAGUACAGUAUGAAAGUCUAGUUCCUCACAUUGAAGGUUUUGAACUUCAGUUUGGUGUUCAGGAGCUAGAGGAGCAACUAUAUCGUGUAAUAACAUCAAGUGUUACAGUUUUAGUUGAAAAUAGUUCCUUUAUCGACAUUCUACGAGAGCUUGUUCAAUUCAAGUUCUAUACUGUGGCCACGGAUAAAUACGUUCUUGAAAUUGCAGUUGGUUGUUUGACAGGAGGUAUUGUGUUCUUUGACAAGCAAGGCCCAGAAGCGUAUCAAAUAUUGCCGAUUGGAAAUGUUGAAAGAUUGACCAAAGAGGAUUGGUUGCACAGAAUGCGGAGUACGCUAGAUGACAUUUGUAAAUCAACGUACAACAAAGGUUAAACCUCUUACCAUUUUUAUCAGCAAGAGAGUCAGUUGGAACUUUCACGAAAACGGAUAAAAACUCAGAACUAAAUGUAGAACACUCUGCUGUGCUUUCUAAAUAGUUAAAGGAACGAGAUUGGGAAAACGUAACUUGUUUGGUGUGCAACAUAUGCAUGAACAUGGCUUCAAACUCGGAUGGAACCGAUUCAGAUAUAAAUACUGGCAAUCUGUAUGAGAACAUUCGCUGUGAGUACACGAAGGGAUACUCCUCUACCUUUGAUAGUAGCAGUGAUUCGGAGUCUCGGGCCCGUUACCGCUCUGAUUGUGAUGGGGUUUCAGGUCUUCGUGAUGAAAUCCUUCUUAGAGGUAUGAGUGGACGAAGGACGGAACCGAACAAUAAGGAUUCCAAAUCGGAUGUCAAACCGCAGCCGCCUGCUGAAUGUGAUCAGAGGGGCCUCUUUCAAAUAAUCAUGGACAUGCAACGCCAGAUCAUGGAUGUCAAAGCUUCUGUAGACUCACUUCGAGAGGAGGUUCGGGUAAACCAUGAGCAGAUCAUGAAGCAGUUGGUGAGGAUUGAAGGAAGUAAUGAGGAAAGCGUCAAGAGACCUCGCAGUCGGCGACCCAGCUUACAGGUCACAAGGAUUUCUCCUGAAGACACGUCUAUUGACAGCCAAAUAUUGACAACACACCUACUGCAGGUUCCGCUACAUGGACAUGACGUGCACCGUAAAAGAAGUCCUGGAGGAAGCGAAACUGAUGAUUAAACAGAGGGUUUGUCAUCUCGCAUUUAAUAGACAAGACAUGAAGACAAGUGUUGACAGUACUUCACAGUUGAGUCAAAUGCAGGUCGAAUGUGACAAUAUUUAAUGUUUAAUCAGCAGCCACCUGUCUGUCUUUUUCAUUAAGUCCAGACAGAGUUACGUCCCCUGCCACAAACCUACCUGUAUGGUGCUGGUUUCAAAUCACAAUUUCAUUUCUGUUUUGCUUUUUCGCCAGCACCAUACACAUGCUACUGUUUCUUCGAAAGGGAAAAUGGCAAAGAAAUGCAUCACUUUGGACUCAGCUUUCAUCUAAAUCUGUAGUUAUUUUAUAGUGUUCGCACGUCACGCCGAAGACCCGGGUUCUAUUCCCCACAUGGGUAUAGACUGGCGCUCGGCAUUAAUGGGUUCAAAAAGGACUG